AUGGAUUUGGGGACAUUGCUUCUUGCUUUUGGUAUAGCAUUCAUAUUAGUUCUGAUCUUGCGAUGGUUUAUCGAACUGUUUGUGAUCAGAAAUCUUGAAAGUAAAGCUGUAUUCAUUACUGGAUGCGAUAGCGGUUUCGGGAGAGAUUUAGCUAUACGAUGUGCAGAAAAAGGUAUGCCCGUAUUUGCUGGAUGCUUAUUUGAGAAGUCCAUAAGUGAGUACCAAGAACUAUCAAGAAAUUUUCGCAUUCCUAUUGAUGCAUUUAUUGUGGAUGUCACCAAGGAUGAUAGUGUUACUAAUGCGAAAAGAUACUUGGAAUACAAGACAAAGCAAUAUGGAGGUCUGCACGGAGUAGUCAAUAACGCUGGUAUUCUUGGUAACACUUUUUUCGACGAUUUCCUUACUUUGGAAGACUAUAAAAAUGUGGCUGAAGUCAAUACGUGGGGUGUCAUCCGAGUAACUCACGCUUUGAAACCUUUGGUAAAGAAAACCAGGGGUCGAAUAGUGACGGUAACGAGCAUAUGCUCGCGCAUCGGUUUGUCUGGAAUCGGUCCUUACACAACGGCCAAAGCUGAACUGCGAUCGUUCGGAGUUUCCGUGCACAUACUAGAACCGGGUUUCUUCAACACUUGGUUAACUAGCGCUGAGAAUGUUGAGAAUCAACUUGAUGAGCUUUACAAUAAAUGUACUGAUGAAACAAAGAGCGAAUACGGGAGGGAAUUUUAUGUCAAAAUGCGCCAAAAAACUACAGCUAUGCUGAGCUCUAUAAGCAGCAACAGAAUCGACUACGUCACUGAUGCUUAUUUCCACGCUUUAACCGCGGUAUUUCCGAGAUCGCGAUAUCAAGUAGGGUGGGACAGCAUUUUAGUUCUGCUGUGGUCAGUGCGGUCAGCUGCAGUCUGCUGCGGGCAAAUAGCAGUAGCGAUACACGUCUGGACACGACUGGACAAGAUAAUCGGUUGCACGCAUCUUCGCCAAACGCUUGUUUUCCCUGACCGUAACCUACAAGCGCGGGAAGACAUCAUUCUUUGUGAUUUCCGCGCAUGUGAUCAGAAGAGUGUCGCCCGAGUUCGCAUGUUGGAUUGAUGGGUGAUAGGAGCUG
This is a messenger RNA of Cylicocyclus nassatus, 1102 nucleotides long. The record is from the annotation of a GenBank genome assembly. NCBI's taxonomy places the organism in Eukaryota, Metazoa, Nematoda, Chromadorea, Rhabditida, Strongylidae.